This is a messenger RNA of Aspergillus sclerotioniger CBS 115572, 1224 nucleotides long. RefSeq names its product SGNH hydrolase. The record is from RefSeq and is a predicted model, not a curated record. Lineage: Eukaryota; Fungi; Ascomycota; Eurotiomycetes; Eurotiales; Aspergillaceae. The transcript has a single exon. The coding region runs from base 292 to 1071 and encodes 259 amino acids. Gene Ontology annotation, molecular function: hydrolase activity.
GGUCACGGUGAUCAGACAAGUAUUGGCUCUCAUGUCCCACGCUGAGUCAAACCAGCACAAGUGAAUGGCACCGGCUAAACUACCAAAGGAACAACGCAAUACCGCGGGAUCUCCUGUCGACAGCACUUCCAACAAUGACUCCAUCAAUUCUCCCGUUGGUGGAAUCACUAUAUCCCUUUCGAACAUGCCAAGGAAAUGGACCAGUGAACAAGUGGACAAUAUAAAGCGAGUGGUUGCACAGCAGGACUGAGGCCGAAUCCCACCAACCAGACUCCAAUCACCCCAAUCACCAUGAAGAUCUCCCUGCUUUCCCUCUUCUCUGCUUCCAUCUCCGCACUCCCCUCCCCUCAUACCCAACAGAAUACCAUCCCUCCAUUCUUCCUCCUAGCCGGCGACAGCACCACCGCCACCCAAUCCAGCGGCGGCGGAGGCUGGGGCGAUGGCUUCAUCAACACGACGUUGCACUCCGGUGCCAAAGGGCUCAACUACGGACACGACGGGGCCACAACCGUCAGCUUCCGCGCCGGAGGAGACUGGGCUACCGUUCUCUCCAAAGUCAAAGAAUACAAGACCGACUACCGGGCCUAUGUGACCAUCCAAUUCGGACACAACGACCAGAAGCCCGCGAACAAUAUCUCCUUGACGGAAUAUACCAAGAACCUGGAGCAAUUCGCAACGGAUGUCAAGAAUGCAGGAGGCACACCCAUUCUGGUGACACCUCUGUCUCGACGCAACUACGAUAACACCACUGGCACACCUACCGUGAUUCAGGAUCUGGCGGACCAGCGAGCAGCGACGAUUGCGGCAGCGAACAAUACGGACACGGCUUAUAUUGAUUUGAACAAAGCGAGUACGGAUUACUUGAAUGCCAUUGGGCCUGUUGAUGCGUAUACAUAUAACUUGACCCCGGAUGAUCAUACACACUUGAACGUGGCGGGGAGUCAGGUAUUUGGGGGAUUGGUGGCGUCGUUGAUUGAUCAGGAUUUCCCGGAGCUCAAGAACGAUGACUAUGUCGUGGUCAACCCAGCGUUGCUAACUGCGUUGGCGGCGGGGAAGUACUACUGGCCUUGAAGUACUACUGGCCUUGAGGAUAUAGUUGUACCACUUUAUUCGAUGGAAUGGGAAGUUGAGCAUCAUUGCGGGGGGUCCGCUACAUAUAUCCAUCGCAGGUUGAUACUAAAAUGCGAACAAUUAUUUCAAAGUUACUGGCAAAUACACCCUCAC